This is a messenger RNA of Trichomonas vaginalis G3, 4755 nucleotides long. RefSeq lists its product as uncharacterized. Lineage: Eukaryota; Parabasalia; Trichomonadida; Trichomonadidae. The transcript has a single exon. Gene Ontology annotation, biological process: small GTPase-mediated signal transduction; positive regulation of GTPase activity. Gene Ontology annotation, molecular function: guanyl-nucleotide exchange factor activity. The record is from RefSeq and is a predicted model, not a curated record. The coding region runs from base 1 to 4755 and encodes 1584 amino acids.
AUGAAUGGCGCAUCAACUUCUGGAAAAGAUCCCAGAAGUAGCGAUGAAGCUCUUCGGCCAAAAGGAAGAAUAGUCACCAGAAUAAGAGAUAACUCUGAAUUUCACAAUAUUUUAAACGCUAAGCAAUUACAAUUUAAUAAAAAUUGGCUUAUCGAUAAUUUUGCACGCACAUCUUACGUUUUCAUACCUAAUUCUAUGACAUCGCAAGAUAGUGUAAAAGUCCCAACCUAUUUUAACGAAUCUAAUCUAUUUCCAGGAGAAACUGAACCAGGAAGUAUAGAUCCAGAGCAGGUUAAAAUGUUCCUUGGCCAAGGAAAAAUAGAUAGCAAUAAUUUUACUUUGAUUAAAGACACAAUUCCAAAUACUAUUCAAUAUUAUGACCAAAAAAUGAAGAGAUUACCAAACUUACGCUUUAAAAACUUAGUACAGCUCACUAUAGGCACAUUUCCGAAUAAUUUUAACUCCCAGUACGGCUACAUUGCGAUUUUUGAUCCAACAACGUUAAAAAUUGUCAGUGCAGCCAUGCCAUUCCUCAUUGUCGGCCAAAUAGCUAAGUUCCCACAGACAGAGCAAGAUUCUAUUUACUUCCCAUUCACCAAAGAUCUUAGAAAUUAUCAUCUUCUUUUCGUUAUUUACGGAACAACCGAAACAUCAUACAAACAUCAAACAAUGAUUGCUAUGAACUCAUUCCCGUUUUGCGAAAAGGGCAAUUUCAUUUCAAGAACAACAUUUCCGAUCAAAUUCAUCAACAUAAUCGAUAAUUCAUUCGAAGAAACAUUGAAAGCUUUGGUCGACAGAUCGAGAGCUACAGAAUCCGAUGCAACAAUCGAAUUCGAGAUCAAAAAAUUACCUGCUCAAGACCAAAAGUCCAGCAUUUGCUAUCCAUGGUCAAUCGAUUACAACGGAAUGCUUGUUGUUAAUAUACUUAAGCAUCCUUCCGUUAUUCCAUCUCCAUUUAUUCUUUUGUCAAAUAUCAAAAUUUCAUGGAAGCCAAGCCCUCGCUACACUCAUUUCUGCUUCAAAGCGUACUACUUCCAGAAUACAGAUUCUAUCGGUACUCCGCCAGGAGUUGCUGCCAUGUUGAAUCAGCAAAAUUCGAAGUAUGAUCCAUGUUUCGAAUCAACGAUACUUCCUGUGAGUGCAGAAAUGUCCUUCCCAGACGUUGUACAGAUCGCUAUUGGCAACCAUGAACCUUGCCAGACAUCUCAUAUUAUUCUUUACGUUUACGGCUACGGUCCUAAGGAUUUGAACGGCACUGUCACAGCCAUUGUUGUUCUCCCGAUGUUUGUGGACGGAAUUCCAAUCCCAUCCGGAGAAAAUUACUUUGCCUAUCACGAAUCUAAGAAAUUAUCCAAGAACUACUUCAAGAAACCAAAGGGCCACAUCAAAGACCCCAAGAAUCCUGGCAAAACUUUCAUGAAAUGCGACGUUUUGUUACCACAUGCUUUCUUUGUACCGACAAAACUACUUUUCUACAAAGAUGCUGAUUUCUCAACAAUCUCCAAACAAUCACUAAUCGAAAACGUCCUACCUUUGAUCGUCAAAUUCUUCGCUUCAGAUGAUAUUGCGGAUUACAAGAAAUUCUACGACCUCUUCCGCUAUAUCGGAGUUAACGAAAAUGUUUUGAACGACAUUUACAAAUGGCUUUACGACGGUUUCGAUCCGAAAUCCCUCGACAAUGAAGGAAAAGAAUCAUCCUACGUCAAAAUCUGCGAGAACUUCUCACAGAUCAUCGAGGAAGGCCUCACACUCAAGGAUGAUAACGAUGAGCUCUUCGAUUUCCUCAAAACCUCUGAGAUGGUCGUUCCAAUUAUUUUGACAGCCGCAAUGGUCUGUCUCCACUAUCCGAUGAACAAGAAAUACAACGAAGCUCACUUCGUCAAGCUCGCUACUUCCGUCUGCAAGCUCAUUGCCAAGCAUAUGAACAUUGUCAGAGAAUAUCCACCGUAUGAGCGACCAAAGAAGCUCAAGAAAGGCGAGGAAUUCAAGAAACCACCACCAAAAGUCAGAGAUCUUGAUGCAAAGUUCCUCCAAUCCGGAGUAAUUAAAAUGAUCGACUCAUUAGCCGAAACAAUCCUUAACUGCAUCUCAUUCCUCUCCAGUACAGCUAUUUAUACCAUUACAGUCGGUUACAUCAAGUCAGUUAACUACGAAGCGAACUUUUCCAACGAAUUACGAAACAUGGUCUACAUACAGAUCAGAUUCCUUUCAAAGAUCACUUCAUCCAAGCUCUUUACACGUUCAUUUGCCAUUGAAGCACCAUUGCAGAAGGAAUACAAAGCCACAUACGUUCCUUACAACUAUUUCAUCUCCACGUUGUUCAAGGAUUUCAUGCUUGCAUUCGCCAUGGAUUCAACAUUCAUCAUCGAUGCAGUUUCUGCCAUUUUCAUACAGAUUGUUUUAUCUGCUGAAGAACUAGAUCCAGAGAUUCGGCAUCGUGCAGCUGUAGCAAUUCUUCCUCUUCUCAACUUGUUGUAUGAGAAUUUCAACAACCACAAGAUCAAGCAGAAUCCAGAUCUCCAGUACAAAUACAUUCUUUGUACAAUGUUUAUUUUCGGUGCUGCUCCUGUUGAAGCUUCCAUUUACUUCUAUGGAUUGGAAACGACAUUUAAACUGAAAUUCCUCAAUUUCAUGAUCUACUGCGGGAAUAUAAUGGUUGAGAAAGGCCGUGAGAGUCCUGAAAUGCUUCACGUGUUUGUUAAUUACAGCCAGAAUGUCCUUUUAUUCCUUUCUUACGCUGCAAGAUAUUCUCGCAAUGUUUAUCAGGAAUUUGUAAAUUUGAUGUUAGUUUUUACAAAUGAGUUACAACCAUCAAUUACAUUGAUUGACAACCAAACAUGCUUUAUAUCAUAUAACAUGUUAUUGAUCAACAAUGUAUUGAAGAGAGUCAUCAAGGAACAAACACUUUACGCCGUAACUUGUAAAUGGAUUUUGCCAUUGACGCAAAGAAAACAACACUUUUACAGAGAAUUCGUUGCAGCGUCACUUUUCCAGAUUUACAAGGAAGACUACAGGAAAACAGGUAAACAACAACCAGAAGAUUACGCAAGGCCAAUUAAAAACAACAUCACGCUGAGUUCCGUUGAAACUCUCGACUCUUUGACGAAUACGAUGUUUAAUUUAACUGAUGAACAAUAUACGAUCAAUUAUAUUAAUUUGGUGAGAUCUCUUAAGAUUGAUCAGAGUCCUUUCAUUGAUCCUACACUCCAGAAGAAGAUAACUGAACGUGCAAAGAACGCGGAAGUUGUUUUCGCUUGCAUUUUGGAGCAAAAGAAAUCAACACUUCCUCCUGACCAAUUAGCAAGAUCAAUCAUGAGAAUUGCUGACGAAUACAAGGACUUGCCAUCAAUGAGAAUGCAAUGGCUGCAGCAGAUCGUCAGAAAGAACAAAGAAGCACAUGAUUUGAUCUCAGCUUUCAUCGCUCAAAUUCAUGUCGUGGCUUUGAGUUGUCAUGUUUUCCAGUCAAGAUACAAUUUGGAGAACGAUAAAGAUUUUUAUUUGACAACACGUAUGAAAUCACCUGAUCAGAAAUCAGAUGACAGUGUUACCAAAUGGAACUUGUUAUUUACUCAGCCAAGGAAACAAGAUAUCGAGAAUGAAAUCAAAGAUUUCUAUUUCGAUAUGAGUGAUUUCGAUUUUUCACCUGAUGCAAGGAAAGAAUUUGAGAUCUUCUACGAACCAGAAGUUCUCAGAUCAUCUCUUCUCAACGAGAUUGACAUGAGACAUGUCAUCAACGUUUGCACAGAAGCAAUACAAAUCGGAAGAGCAGCUCACAUGAAUUAUUCUCUCAGACCUUUGUAUUCCUUCAUUUUGAGAAUGUGCAGAAGAUUGAGAGAUUCAGCGACAGCAGCCAAAUUCUAUCAGGAAUACAGUGAAGACGAAGUCAAGAUAGAAUCAAACGAUUUCUAUAACAGAAACGGUGGCCCUGAUGGCGUUCACUUCUACAUGAUAGAAGAUAAACAACAUUCACAAAGAACUGUUUACACAUCUAAUUUGCAAAUUGAUGAAUUUGUAACGAUGAUGAAACAGUACUAUCCAAAUCUUAAGAGCUGCCCUUACCACACUGAUAAUUGCACAAGACAAGGAACAUGCAUAAUCGAGAUUGUUCCUUACGAAGAUAUGACAGCUUCCAUUGAACGAAGACACACUUACACAUCGUUCAAAUCUGUCAUAGAAAUAAAGACAAAUGAAUCAGUUAUUUACACGAAACAAGAUGCGAUUGAACUCUUCAUUGAAACAGAAGAGAACUCUCCUCAUUACGCACAAAGUGUCGCUGUAAAGACUGUUACUCCUAAAUCAUCGAAAGCAAAUGAUUACAUCAUUGGAGAAGUCAACAGAGCUCAGAAGAGAAUUGAUGACAUGUCCGAUGAACUUGAAUCAGUUCUUCCUGACAAUGAAAACAAAGUUAACAUCGAAUUCUUUGACAAAGACAUAGAAAGGAUCACGAAUUUGAUCAAGGAGUUCAGCAAGGACUACUACGUAGUUUGGAACUACAUCAAAGACGCAGAAAGAACAUCAAUGAUCAAUUCAUUGAGAAAUUCUUUCCAGAGAUUAAUGAGAGUCUUCGCAAGAUUCAUCAGAAAUGCACCUUCUAAAUUCGAAGAAAAAUGGAAUGAAAUGUUCGAAGAAUCUCGUUCCAAUUUGCAAUCUUUCUUCCAGAGAUUGAAAUGCAUCAUGUUCGAUGUAACAACUUCUGAAUCAGUAAGUUUGGAUCCAAUGAGAGAAUUAGGAUUCACUGAAUACGGUGGAAUUUAA